Messenger RNA from Wasmannia auropunctata (little fire ant), 201 nucleotides. RefSeq lists its product as uncharacterized. Lineage: Eukaryota; Metazoa; Arthropoda; Insecta; Hymenoptera; Formicidae. The annotation marks the transcript as partial. The transcript has 2 exons. The record is from RefSeq and is a predicted model, not a curated record.
AUGAUACUGUGUUAUAUGCCGCAAUGUAAAAAUCGAUCAGACAGCCAAAAUUUGAAACAACAGAAUAUUCCAAAGGUUACAUUUCAUAGAAAUGGCACUACUCGCAAUUUAUGGAUCGAUAUCUUGGGUCUUGAUCAAACAUCAAUUCCAUCCAGUGCACGCAUUUGUUCUGAUCAUUUUAAAGAAGAAUUUUUUGAUAGA